This is a messenger RNA of Colletotrichum navitas, 2037 nucleotides long. RefSeq lists its product as uncharacterized. NCBI's taxonomy places the organism in Eukaryota, Fungi, Ascomycota, Sordariomycetes, Glomerellales, Glomerellaceae. The transcript is spliced from 2 exons. Bases 1 to 2037 code for a protein of 678 amino acids. The record is from RefSeq and is a predicted model, not a curated record.
AUGACGGAGCAGUUCAAGGAGCGAUCACGGAAGCUUACCGGCGAGAAGAACGAUGCCAUGACGGGGCGGAACGAGGCUGUUGCUGAGAAGGAUGCCGCUGUGGCCGAGAAGGACCAACUUCAACAGCAACUCCACAAUGCCAAUACGGAACUGGAAUCGGCGAGGCAGAGACUGCAAGCGUCGACGCAGCAGCGUACCGAGUUUGAGCAACAGAUCCAAAGCUUCCAGCAACAAGUUCAGAAGCUUCAGCAGGAUGCCCAGGCAGCGCAAGCGCAGCCUGGUGCUCAAGGCGCCCAGCCCCCCACGGAUGCAUCAACCUCGGUAUCUACACAGGUCGUUGCCCAGCUGGAGCAGCAGCUGAACGAGAUGCGAAGCCAGCUGGAUGCUGUAUCUGCACAGAAGGCGACCGCCGAGCAGGAGCUCGAAAACCUCCGAGCACAGUUACAGACGGUCACCUCCGAGAGAGACCAGGCUAUCCAGACCGCGCAACAGGCUGCUCAGUCACAGACGCAACAAACUGCACCCGAGCCCACCGACGCCAACAACGCAGCAGCACCUGCGAACGGCACAAACGGCUUGUCCGACGAGGAGCGCAAGGCUUUGGAGGACAAGGUCGCUGCUGCCGAGGCCAAGGCUGCGGAGUGCGAACGCAAGGCGAACGAGCUCGAGGCAAACAUUACCCAGACCAUCAAGGAACGGUCAGACAAGAUGAGGAACGCUUUGAACGAGAAGCUCCGCCAGUCUCGCGAGAAGCUGGACGAGGAAUUCAGGACCAAGUUGGAGCAGGAGAAGAUCAUCUGGAAGGCCGAGAACCAAGCCGCCGCCCCCGCCGCUCCCGGCCAAUCCGCGGACGGUCAGCCAGCCGUACCCGCGACGCCAAUCAAGCAACAAGACCCUGAAGCAACUUCGGCAACGCCAACAACCGGCACACCCGCCGCCGGGUCAACCGAUCUGUCUCAGCUCCCCGACGCCGAGAUCCGGAAGUUCCUUUCCACGAACCCCACAGUACGCAGCAUCAUGUCGUCCAAUCUCAGGAAGAAGCUGGAAGAACAAACUGCAAAGGUUAAGAGCGAGACAGAAACCAGCUUGAAGGUCGAGUUUGAGCAGAGGAUCGCAAGCGCGCGGGAGGAGGGCCAGAUGCUGGCUCAGAAGAAGUCUGCGCUGCAGAUCAACAUGAAGGACAACCAACUCCGCAGCGCCAACGCUAAGAUCGAGGUCGUGGCUACCGCAGCAGCCAAGACGCCUCAAAGACCCGUCGGGGAGGUGUGGGAGGAGGCCAAGGUUGCCAAGCCAGCUCCCGCAGCGCCGCAGACAAGCCCGGUGAAGCCCGCUGGCAACGCUCAGCCUGCUGCACAGCCUGCCGCACAACGCCCGUCCGUAUCAGCCCCUUCCGCUCCGCCAGCUCAGGCUGGCGCCGCUCCGAAUGCUGCCCCCAACGCAUCCACCAACCAAGCUCCACCGCCAGCCACUGCACCUAGCGGUAUUCCUCCACCCGGUAGUGGCCUUCCGCAGAAACGACAAAUCCCCGUCCCCGGGGGCGAGAAUAAAGCAGCAGCAGCAGCAUCAGCAGCAGCCAAUGCUGCUCCGGCGAACCCGUUUGCGGCCGGCGCUGCCAACGGUACACAACCUCAAGGCAACCCCUUCGCUCAAGGGGGCCAAGCGCAACAGCAGCAGAAUCCUUUUGCCUCGAGCACUCAAGGUGCGCAGGCCGGCCAACCCGGUCAGCAAGGCCAAGCGCAACAGCAGCCUGCUACCCAAGGCCAAGCAGCCCCACGUAGCGGCAUCCCUCUGCCUGGACGCGGUGGCGCUGCUGGACGUGGCCGCGGUGGCACGUUUGCCACCGGUAACAGAGUAUCAAGCGGUGGCGCAGAGAGGGGCGGCAUGGCGGGACGCGGAGGACGUGGUGGCAGAGGGGGCAACAAUGCUUCUCUGAACCCCGGCGCCAACGACUUCCAACCCGGAAACAAGAGGCCAAGAGGUGACUCCGAGGCCGGCGGAGGCGCGGGCGCGAAGAGGGCGAGAGGAGGUGGACACUAA